This is a messenger RNA of Brassica oleracea var. oleracea, 1017 nucleotides long. RefSeq names its product non-functional pseudokinase ZED1-like. The record is from RefSeq and is a predicted model, not a curated record. Gene Ontology annotation, biological process: cell surface receptor signaling pathway; protein phosphorylation. Lineage: Eukaryota; Viridiplantae; Streptophyta; Magnoliopsida; Brassicales; Brassicaceae. Gene Ontology annotation, cellular component: plasma membrane. Bases 1 to 1017 code for a protein of 338 amino acids. Gene Ontology annotation, molecular function: ATP binding; protein serine/threonine kinase activity. The transcript has a single exon.
AUGUCAUCGUCCGAACCAAAGAUGAAAUCCCAGAAAAAAGAGCGGAAAGGCGAGAGGUUCGAGUUGUUUUUACAAAACGGAAGUACCUUGUUACAACAACUCAUAGCCGAUUGUAACGGUAAAUCAAAUCCCAUCCGUGACUUCUCACUGGAUCAAAUCCUCAAGGCUACAAAUAAUUUCGAUCCAUGUCUUCAAGUUUUUGAUUGCUGGCAUUAUACCUGGUACAAGGGUGUGAUUGAUGACAGAAACUGUAUGAUCAAUAGAUUCUCAGACGGAGAGAUCUUAGGACUCGGAGAGGGAGAUGCUUACAAUGACAUGGUGAUAUCUGCUCGGGUAAGCAACCACAAAAACUUCCUCAAACUGCUAGGAUGUUGUCUCGAGUUUCCGCUUCCGGUUCUAGUAUUUGAUGGUGCAGAAAAUGGGGUUCUAGACCAGCAUGGAGAUGCAUGUAACGGGAAUAAUAAAAUGGUGCUAUCUUGGAACCAAAAGUUAAAGAUUGCAAAGGAGGUAGCCAACGCUGUGACUUGCCUUCACACAGCUUUUCCUAGGAUCAUUGUUCACAGAGACAUAAAGCCGAUGCAUAUUUUCUUGGACAAGAAUUGGACUCCCAAGUUGUCUGAUAUGUUGUUUUCGAUUUCACUCCCUGAAGGAAAAACGCAGAUGGUAGAUAAAGUUAUCGUGGGAACAUUCGGAUACAUGGAUCCAUCUUAUCUCAGCACACGUUUAGUGACGGAAUAUACAGAUGUCUUCAGCUUUGGAAUCCUUUUGUUGGUUCUUCUGAUUGGAAAUGGUAGAGCAGCUGUGUCCGCGGGCCCUGAUAGCCAAUCGGUCGAUAUUCUUGGCUAUGUGAAAAACGUUUAUGUGACUAGUGAGAUGGAAAACAUUUCAGAUGAAAGAUCACGUAAGAGAGAGGUGGUUGAGCUAGCGCUGAGAUGCUGUGAGGUUUUGAGAGAAGAUAGACCAACGAUGAUCCAUGUAGCAAAGGAACUUGACCGGAUCGAGAAAUCAAUUAUGUGA